ACGACACAGCGUGAGGCUCCAGCGCACGUUCUUCUGAUGGAACAGUUCACAAGUUGGAUGGAAAGGAAGGUCGACGUCUACUUCAGAACUACCGUGUAAAGCCGUCUGGAUAAAGUCAAAAAGUGAAAGUGAAGGAAGAGCGCAGCCUCGGAGGGGCGGGGCCAUGUCUGGGGGCAACGGCGCAAACAGCAGCUGGACCAUCGUCAGUCCUGAGGAGACUGCUGCUGAAACUGUCAGGACUCUGGAGGAACAGACGAAGCAUCAUGAGCAAGAUGAUGGGUCACACAGCCAGCCAGUAAAUGGUGCAAAACCAUCAAGUCUCUCAAUGGAGGCCCACCAGGAUGCGGAAGAGAGAAAAGCAGACCCAAGCGACGACCGCGGUACAGAUGGUCCCGCCUCCGCGCCCUCAUCUGUCAGCGAUGCCCCCAUUCCUUCCGGCGACGUCCAAUCAGACGUGGCCCCCGAUGGCGCCGACCAGGACGCCUUCUCCGACUCCUUAAGCCACGACACCCCCUCCCCUGAUGAGCCCUCGGGCUCGCUGAUGAAGGCAGAGACUCUAGGAGGCGUGGAGCUGACUCGGCAAGAAGAGCGGCAUGACGGAACGUGGGAGGAAGAACGCAAACAGGAAGGGGAGGAGUCAGAGCUUCUUUCUAAACACACAGACUCCUCGGAGCAAACAGGAUCAGAUGAAGAGCGGCCCGAGGACACCGAGUCCGAGAGAAAGCGCCUGCUUGCCUCUCUGGAGCGAAUCGGGAGGAUAGCUGAGGAAGAGGACGCUGAUGAAGAGGAAUUCCAGCUGCCACGGCAGAGGGCCGAUGACAACAUGUUCUCUCUGAACAAAUGCAUCCUAGGCGCCGUUAUCCUGGUCUCGCUCGGGACCAUCUGGUUUUCCGGUGUCUUCAUGGACCUGGAUGAGGAGAGCGGCUUGAGUACAAGGGAGCUGAGCGAUUUAGAAGAACCGGGAAAACAGGAGUGGCUUCGCUCAGAGACUCUUCCACCCCCUGUCGAUGCUGACAACUCGGCGCUUUGGACCAAACUAGCCAAUGGAGACCAGCAGAUUUCUUUGUUGCAAGCUCAACUUGAGGCGCAGAUGGAAGAGUUGAAAGCCGCCGAGGGUCAAGCGGCCGAGGGCAAAACGGAGCGGCUGCGCUGGCAGGAGGAAAACACUCACUUGAAGUCCAAAGUGGCAUCGCUUCCUGUCCUCGAGGAAGAGAACGAGAGGCUGAAGAGGGAGCUGGAGACGCUGCCGACGCUUCAGCGCGAACUUGAAACUUUGAGGUCCACUGUCAGUAAGUUGACAGUGCCCCCAAGUGGUCAGCCAGCAGACCGGAAACUUGAGGAGGACAAGAAGGCUAAAUCUGACAUGGGUGAGAGGAAAGAGAGCAAGAAAUCCGAACGGAAGGAGCGCAAAGACGGCAAGCAGGCCGAAAGUGGGAAGCGUGAGCGCGGAAAGUCCGACAAGGUGAAGGAAGGGCAAGGAAAGUGGGAGGAGGAGAAAGACUGGAAGAAGGAGAGCAGAGGGGACGAGGGGAAGACGUGGAAGGAGCGCGACGCAAAGAAGGAGCGGGCCGAGAAGACGGAGAGGAAGGAGCGGAAGAAGGACAAGCAUGAGAAGCAAUGGAAAGGAAAGGAGGAGGAGGAGUGGAGAAAAGACAAAGGCGAAACGACGCACAAGGCGAAGGAUAAGUGGAGGCAGAAAGGCAACGAGGGCUUUGAGGAGCGCGGCAAAGAGAAGAACUGGAAGAGCCACAAUGGCGAAAAAGAAAGAGGAGGCGAGAGGAAACGCGCGGAGGACGGCAAACAGCAACCCGGCAAGAUUGACGACGGGAAACGGGGGAGUCAUCACGGGAAAGGUGAUAAGGACCGCAGGAAGGACGGAAACGAACACAAGAGGAAAAAGGACAGCGGUGAGUCCAAAGGGGACAAGUCCAACUCGCACAAAUACAAAUUCACCGACUACCACCAACACGAGGAGAACGUGUGGGCCGAGAGGAAGGCGCCUCAACAGUCCUCCGCCGAUUCCGCCGACUAUUGGACCCAGCAGAGGAAGCGCCUCCACAGGAAGCCCAAACAGCCCCAGCACUGCCACUCCCAGGAGGCCUGCGCUCAAGCCGAGGGGCUCCACCCCGUCUCCUUCCCACAAUUCGAGUCCGUCCUCCACGCCUACCUGGCCAAGGCCGAGCAGGCCGGCGUGGACUCCUCCAAGAGGGACGAGCUGCGCAAACUGGCCUCCGAGUUCUUCCGGGACGGCGUCUUCGUGCACGACCGGGUCAACUUCCGCAAGUUCGUCAAAGACGUGUCGGAUAUCCUGGAAGACAUGGUGGAAGGGGACGGAGAGGAAGACAGCGACCUGGAGGAUGAGAUGGAGGCGUUCGGGAAGGAAGCGCUGGAGAAGUUUCUAGUGGCGGGAGGCAGUGAGCAACGCAAAGGCGAGUGGAGGAAGGAGAGCGCACGAGGCAGUGGCUAAAGUAGGAAGGGAACGCCGGAUAGGAAGACAUUUUCAUUUACCUUUUUGUAUCCACCGCAGUGCAGGUCUCAUUUUAUUUCAAAAAAACAUCUUCCAUUUUCAGUAGUGAUAUUAUUUUUUACUUUUGCCAUUUUGUCAUAUUUGCUGGCAUGACAAACAGUUAACACAUAACAUACAUUCGUAGUUAUUGUGGCCUACAAGUUUUUUGUUUACAAUCUUACUCAUUUGGCACAUAUUUAACAUCAGAAAUAUCUCAUUGCACACCACCAAAUAAAAAAUAUGCCACAACUAUAAAUACUAAAACGAUUAGAAAAAAAAUACUCAAAUUAAUUUUUGGGGUUUGUUUUUUUUGGCUGAAUGGCAACACGUUUCUGUUGAAUUGUACAUUCUGCCUGGUUGUUCUGACAACAAUUUGAUCGGAUCAUCCUGCCUGUGAGUGUUCCCACUUCUUUCCCAGAUGGACAUUUUCUUUUUUUCCUUCCACUGAAGCCUUCACACUGCUCAGUCUUAUUGUCACAAUGCAGUUUGAAUCAUUUGAGUUGGUUCCCAUGGCAACACGUCUGGAGCUAUUGAAGUGACGUGCAUGUCUUUUUGUUUGUUUAUUUUGAAGAAGCCUUUUUUCCUUUGUUUAAAUAUUUGUACAUAGUUGCAUUAAUUGCUUACGAGUAACUUAUUUUGUCCAGUUUAAUGAAAUAGAAAGGUACAGAAAAUAUUGUUCAAAGCUUGUUUGUUUCCCUUUAGGUACAUAACUCACGUUGCGUACGAAAGUGCUUGAUAUGUGUUUUAUUUUGAAAACAGCACUGUAGUAGUAAUAGAUUGACUGAUGGUGGUUCACUUUUGCUUGCAGUUAAUAAUAAUACGUCACGUUAUGUUGCUGCUUUCAGAGGUGGUUUUCUUUGAAUUUCAAAAAUUGUCACUUUUAUUGCCAUGGCAGCAGUUCAAUAAAAUGUCAGCAUCCAAA
Messenger RNA from Syngnathus acus (greater pipefish), 3428 nucleotides. RefSeq names its product pre-B-cell leukemia homeobox interacting protein 1b (gene pbxip1b). NCBI's taxonomy places the organism in Eukaryota, Metazoa, Chordata, Actinopteri, Syngnathiformes, Syngnathidae. The transcript has 11 exons. The record is from RefSeq and is a predicted model, not a curated record. Bases 164 to 2467 code for a protein of 767 amino acids.